Molecule: messenger RNA, 1653 nt
Organism: Pangasianodon hypophthalmus (striped catfish)
Lineage: Eukaryota; Metazoa; Chordata; Actinopteri; Siluriformes; Pangasiidae
Gene: elovl1a
Product: ELOVL fatty acid elongase 1a
Exons: 9
Coding region: 339-1283 (314 amino acids)
Biological process (GO): sphingolipid biosynthetic process; very long-chain fatty acid biosynthetic process; fatty acid elongation, polyunsaturated fatty acid
Cellular component (GO): endoplasmic reticulum membrane; endoplasmic reticulum
Molecular function (GO): fatty acid elongase activity
Source: RefSeq, a predicted model, not a curated record
UUACUCUCAGUUAAAUUCAGAGCUGAGGUUCUCAUUCACUUCUGCUCUGUCACUACCAACAAACACACCUUCUUUUUUUCUGUUUUUUUCCCUCAUGCUGCUGGAAAUGGUGUUUAAAUGAAGACCUUCAGGGCUGAAGCUCAGAAACAGCCACAUUUCCUCUGACUUUAGUUUGGAGUAGGCUCAGAUUUGGAGGGCUGAGUGUUUGGCACAUUGGGCCUGAGGUGUGAAGUAACAGCUCUGUCACUCGUCUGUCAGAUCAGCUCCAGAGCUCAGGGUCUGGUGUUUAUUCUGCGCACCUGGACAGUUUACAAUUCAGCUGAAGUGACACAAGAAGGAUGAUUCAGGAAGUGUUUUCAAAUAUCAUGAGGUUCUACGACUACCUCCUCAAAAGGACAGAUGCACGAGUACGGGAUUACCCGCUGAUGCAGAGCCCGAUCCAGAUGACGCUCAUCUUACUGAGCUACGUGUUUCUGGUGCUGUACGUCGGGCCGCGCUACAUGGCCAACCGCAAACCUUACAACCUCAAAACCCCCAUGGUCAUUUACAACUUCUGCAUGGUGUUCUUCAACGCCUACAUCGUUUACGAGUUCAUGAUGUCCGGCUGGGCGACGACUUUCACGUGGAGAUGUGACCUCAUCGACGUCUCGACCAGCCCGCAGACUCUCAGGAUGAUCCGAGUGGCCUGGUUGUUCUACUUUUCAAAAUAUAUUGAACUUCUAGACACUGUUUUCUUUGUGUUGAGGAAGAAACACAGUCAGGUGACUUUCCUGCACAUCUUUCACCACUCGUUCAUGCCCUGGAGCUGGUGGUGGGGCAUCACUCUCACUCCGGCCGGGGGAAUGGGUUCCUUCCACGCCAUGGUGAACGCGAUGGUCCACGUCAUCAUGUACACGUACUACGGCCUCUCCGCAGCCGGCCCGCGCUUUCAGAAGUACCUGUGGUGGAAGAAAUACAUGACCGCUAUCCAGCUGACUCAGUUUAUCGUGGUGUCUGUCCACAUCUCUCAGUAUUACUUCAUGGACUGUGAAUACCAGGUGCCCAUCUUUAUCCACCUCAUCUGGAUCUACGGCAUGUUCUUCUUCGUCCUCUUCUCCAACUUCUGGAUCCAGGCUUACGUCAAGGGCAAGCGGCUCCCCGUCAAAAGCGAAGGCAAACCCAAGCAAAACGGCCACGCUAAUGGCACUGAGGCGGCCACGUUGGCCAACGGCACACACCUGGACAACGGCACUGUGCACUACACAAACGGGUUUGUUGUGAACGGGAAAGUAAAGGAGGUAUAAAGAAAAAGGAGAAAAAAUAUACAUGAAGACAGCUAGCACUAGCAGAGCUAGCAGGAAGGACUUAGUGAGAAUGAUCCUGGGUUUGUGGAUGUUUUUGUGAGAUCACAGGGGAGAUGACGAGGCACGGGUCUGUUCACCUGCUUUGUUUUUUGUAUUUAUUUGUCCACGGUGCAUGAGAAAGAUGUCCAGCUUCACAGAUGUCACGUUGACUUUUUUUCUGUUUUCAGCACGUAUGAUUCUCCCGGUUUCUCCAGACAUGCAUCUGAAUCGAGUACUACUGUAAAUAAAUAUUUGUGCAAAGUUAGGUGGUAUGGAUGGAAUGACUUUUUUUAUGUGUAUAACUUAAAAAAUAAACCACUUUUAUAUUAAA